AUGCGCGGCAUUCUCCCAGGACGGCCACAGGCGAGGCUGCAAGCUGUCGCUCACGGCCUGUGGGAGGGCACCCAAAUAAUUACAUACAUAUCAGGCAAUGCGCUCAUAGUGCUCGACCGACCCAACCAUGUCAUACAGACCAUCUACAUCGACGAGGAAGACGAGCUCGAAGCUGUCGCAGUCGACGAGGGGACCGGCAAGCUCGCGGCAAGCUCGACACGCAAAAUCUACGUAUACCAGCCGUACAGCGUCGAGUAUGGGGUCUACAAGUGGUCGCUGCAGGGCAGCAUGACCCUCCCAGACCCUGACGACUCGAUCACGACGCUCUCAUGGGGCAUGCCAGAUGAGAUCCUCGCCGGCAGCGCAGCCCUCACGCUCUUCAACACACACGGCGACAUUGAGCGCAUCUGGACGAAGCAGCUGGCCAAUCCUGUCAAGUUCGCCCACUUCUCGCCCGACGCCGAACUCAUUGCCUCGACCGGCAGGUACGACCGACUGCUGAAGAUAUGGCGAAGGCUUGCGUUUGGCUCGACAGACCAGCGCUUCGAUCACUACUACCUGCCACACCCUCAGGCCAUCACGGGCAUACACUGGCGGCACCCGCACAAGGACCAGACCGCAGACAAUGUGCUGUACACGAUAUGCGCCGACCACAAGGUUCGGGUGUGGGUGCCUGGGGAGCAUCACGGCGUCGACGGCAUGCACUUGUGGACAGAAGUGGAUCUCCUAGGCUCGAUUGAAGAGAGGCUGGUGUCGCCGGACAAGCAGUCCAAGAAACGCUUCGCCUUUUUUAUCGAUGGAAAACACUUCACGCAUGCGACUGAAAGAGCCAUGGCACAGGCCUCGGCAGAAGAGAAGAGUCAUGGCGUUGCGCUGCACCACUUGAUCGAGGUCGCCAAUCGAAGCCCGGAGAUCUGCGUAGUGUUGGAUGACCAUGGCAACAUGUCUGCUUGGGGCUUCGAGAACAUUGGCGCCAGAGUCAAGAAGGUGACUGAUGUGUUCAACAUUGCGCAUGUGGAUGGCCUGCACCUGCAUUUUGCCAAAGAACCCAAGGCUCUGGAGGAUAAUGUCCAAUUCUACGCUUUCAUCGGCGACAAGCCCGAUUCCGAAUUCACGCUCCUGUCACACCACUUCGACGGCCGCAUAGAAUGGCUUGAAUCCCGAAUCGACUACCUCUUCGAUCCUUCUCCGCAAACGCAGCGCAUACAGAGGAAGGCAACCUGGACCGGUCAUUCGCAUGCCAUCAAGAAGGUCAACCGCACAGCAAGUGGUCGGGCGUUGGUCUCGCGCACAGUCACAGACGAGUGCAUAGUGUGGACUCAAAGACCGACUGAGCAUGGAACGACUCUGCAUCGACACAGCACUGUCAAGGUCCGCGAGCACAUCCACAGAACGGCAUUGCUGCAAGAUGGCGACUUCUUGGUAUUCUUGCACCACGACCACAUCGCACUGUGGGACACGAGAGGAGCUUUAGCAGUGGAGGUCACAAGACUUGAGUAUAAGCUUCAGGGAAAGCCUCUCUGCCUCCUUGCUAUCCCUGAGACAGAAGUCGGUGGCAGAUGUGUGCAUAUCGCGACGAUCAGUUCAGAAAUGAAGGGCAUUUGUUGGGAAGUCACCACGCCGUUGUUAUCACGAGAUCCUGCGACUAGUCGCAAACGGUCGAGCGUUGUGUCUCACACCAACGGCUAUACCAACAGACACACUGACAUCUCGCUCGAACAACACAGCACCUUUGACUUGGGAUCGGAGAAAGACCUCGCAUUCGUCCUACCCGUUGACCCUGCUGGUUCGGCACCAGUAAUAUCGGGCUUCCUCGACACUUUCGCGCGCGACGUUGCAAUCUCGUACAGCAAGUCUGGCGUCGUCAAGUCCUGGACGGCUCGUGUCGAUCCCGAGGAGCACAAAAUUGACUGGCUACUUACCUCGACCGUUGACACAAACAUACUCGACCCAUCGCUCGCGAGUGGUACAUCGAUUCGGAAAGCCGCGUUAGUCGACGCCGAAAAGACUACACUGACGAUCUGGAAUACUCGGAGUGCUCAGCUUGAGUACGAAGAAACGUUUGAUGGGCAAGGCGUCAUCCAAGAUCUCGACUGGUCCUCCACCCCUGACAACCAGUCGAUCCUAGCUGUUGGGUUCCCGCAUCGAGUGGUCAUCUACGCACAGCUACGAUACGACUAUCUCAACGCCGGACCAUCGUGGGUUCAAAUCCGAGACGUGCGCAUCCGCGACAUCACGCCUCAUCCCAUCGGUGACUCGGUAUGGCUGGGUAGUGGCAAUCUUGUUGUUGGCGCCGGCAACCAGCUUUUCAUUCAAGACGAGCAUGUUCAAGUUGAUGAAGAUUUGUUUCCGAGCCUGCGUAUGAUCUCGCGCAAGACGGCAUCGAUCAAUAUUUUCAAUGCAGUCAGCCGACUGAACGGACCGCUACCUGUAUAUCACCCGCAGCUCCUGUCGCAGUGCGUGCUGUCAGGGAAGGUCAUGCUUGUGCAGCGGAUCCUGCUCCGUCUGUACCGGAAGCUCAAGUUCUGGACAGAGGGCGAGGAGCUUGAAAGCUCCCUUGGCUUCGCAGCUGAGGACUUCUCCGAAGACGAGACGAUCAUGACAGCUUCGAAGAAAGAAGUACACUCAUCAUACAACGAUUUCUCAGACAAUGACGAUCCGGAAACCGUGACCGAGGAAGUUGCCGCUAACCUCAGAGACCUGCUGACCACCAAGCAAAUGCCUCUGCUAUCAAGUCGCGAGCAGUUCCGCCUCGCAGAUAUCAUAGAGUGCAUAGGCGUGGUCGAGAAGCAUCGGCGAUCCAUUGACGACAACGCAGGUCGCUUCAUGCUCUUCUUCCGCCAGCACAUUCUGAGCGAAGCGCAGAAGGCGCCUCUCUCGUGGCGCGAGAUCGUGUGGGCUUUCCACUCAGGGAGUCAGGACAUCCUGCUUGACCUUGUCAGCAGACAUUUCAAUGGGAAGAUGAUGUGGCAGCACGCGAAACAGUGUGGUGUCUUCAUGUGGAUGUCUGACAUCAACGCACUGCGCGCACAAUUCGAAGUCAUCGCCCGCAACGAGUACACCAAGACCGACGAGAAGAACCCCGUCGACUGCUCGCUCUACUACCUCGCUCUGCACAAAAAAGCCGUGCUCGUCAGUCUCUGGCGGAUCGCAACCUGGUCGCGCGAACAGGGCGCAACACACCGUCUGCUGACCAACAACUUUCAAGAAGACCGCUGGAAAACCGCCGCCCUGAAGAACGCCUACGCCCUCAUGGGCCGCCGCCGCUUCGAAUACGCAGCAGCCUUCUUCCUGCUGGCUGACCACUUGCAAGACGCCGUGCAAGUCCUGCACAACCAGCUGGGCGACACUCAGCUCGCCAUCGCCGUCGCGCGCGUGUACGGCGGCGACGAGCACCCCGUCCUCGUUGCCUUCCUCAAAGACAAGAUCCUGCCCCAGGCCGCGCGCGACGGAAACCGCUGGCUCGCAACAUGGUGCUACUGGAUGCUCGGGCGGCGCGACACGGCCGUGCGCGCGCUCGUCACGCCUCUCGAGCGCCUCCUGAGUCCAUCCGGGACGCCCAACCUGCAGGCAAAAAGCUACCUGACCGACGACCCCGCGCUGGUGGUACUCUACACGCAGCUGCGCGAGCGAUCGCUGCAGACGCUGCGCGGCGCGACCCAGAUCCUGCCGCACCAGGAGUGGGCGUUCGUGCUGCACACGGCUGCGCUGUACGAGCGCAUGGGCUGCGACGUGCUCGCCCUCGACCUCGUCCGUGGCUGGGAGUUUCUGCUCUCGCCGCCACCGAGGAGCGUCCCGGGGCGUCCGCGGCUGAGCCCGCUGCUCCCGCGCGACAGCUUCCGCGCGACAGGGCCGAACCAGGGUGCCGCUGAUUUCGACUUCGAUCCGCGCAAGUUGCUGCGCAGGAGGAGUAGUUUGGUGGUUGCUGACUUGCCGGCGAGGGAGAGUGUUAGGAAGGAGGUUAUGCAGCAUGAUGGGGCGGUUGCUGAGGAUGACGAGGAGGAUGAUGAUGAUGGUGGGGCAGAGGGUGGUAGUGAUGAAGACAGGGAAGCGGAGGGUAGCGACGAGGAGGGAGAGGAAGAUGAGAGCGAGGAAGAAGAACCGGCCAAGCCUGCACCCAAGAAGCCGCCGCCGACGCAGUUCCAGGAGCCGGAUGCGAACAGUUUGCUAGAUGCUUUCGGGUUUUAA
Molecule: messenger RNA, 4188 nt
Organism: Didymella exigua CBS 183.55
Lineage: Eukaryota; Fungi; Ascomycota; Dothideomycetes; Pleosporales; Didymellaceae
Exons: 5
Coding region: 1-4188 (1395 amino acids)
Biological process (GO): vacuolar acidification
Cellular component (GO): RAVE complex
Molecular function (GO): protein binding
Source: RefSeq, a predicted model, not a curated record